Molecule: messenger RNA, 1939 nt
Organism: Poecilia latipinna (sailfin molly)
Lineage: Eukaryota; Metazoa; Chordata; Actinopteri; Cyprinodontiformes; Poeciliidae
Gene: dusp22a
Product: dual specificity phosphatase 22a
Exons: 7
Coding region: 310-915 (201 amino acids)
Biological process (GO): signal transduction; protein dephosphorylation
Cellular component (GO): cytosol
Molecular function (GO): protein tyrosine phosphatase activity
Source: RefSeq, a predicted model, not a curated record
CUGCAGCUUGCUGUGAUGCCACUUACCGGAUGAACAAUUGUUUCACGUCAAAACAAUCCGGAAGACGGUAAAGCAUGACGGAACUGCUGCUCAGCGGAGGCGAGGUCAAGGCGACGGUGAUCCCAAAUGUCCAUAGAAAUAUAAUCUGCUGAACCUGUGGGUUAUCAUGUGCAAUAGGUGUCGGCAAUUCUCCGCUUUAUGAGCCAGGACUAACACACUCCAGUGUUACUGCAGGUCCAUGCUGACAUAGCGCAGCUUUUCCAGCUGUCCGAACUGGUGUAGCUCACCGUAAACAGCUCCAGCGACGUCAUGGGGAACGGAAUGAAUAAGGUUGUUGAUGGACUGUACCUGGGCAACAUAAGAGAUUCGGAAAACAGAGAAGGUCUCUCCAAAAACGGAAUCACCCACAUCCUUUCUGUGUACAACAACGCUAAGCCAGUGUAUGAGGACAUCACAUACCUUUGCAUUCAUGCGGCUGAUGCUUCCAGUCAGAACCUACUGCAGCAUUUCAAAGAGUGCAUCGGCUUCAUCCACCAGUGUCGCCUCGACGGCGGAGCCUGUUUGGUUCACUGUCUUGCAGGUGUGUCACGCAGCACCACCAUGGUGGUGGCCUACCUGAUGACCGUCACCCACUACAGCUGGGAGGAAUGUCUGACCGCAGUGAAGGCUGUUCGCUCGUUUGUCGGCCCAAACUGUGGCUUCCAGGAGCAGCUGCAGGAGUACCAAAACACACGCGUCUCAGAGUACCGAGCUUGGCUUCAGUCCAGUUUUUGUCCCAGUCCGUUCAAUGACCAGCAGGAGGUGGAGGCUCUGUUGAACCAGUAUGCGGAGCAGCAGGAGAGCCAGGGCAGAGCGGUGGACCACAGCUGGAUGAACCGUGGAGUAGACGCUGGUGAUGCUGAAGGCGACGGCUGAAACUACACGCUCCGCACCCAAGUCAGCCCUCACACCGAAUGCAACUUUAGAGUUUGGAUUAAAGAUUUUUUUUUUUUUUUCUUCCGUCACAACUUUUUUAAGCUCUGGGUAUUUAUUCAGAAAUGUGCUACAAACUUUAAUUCCUUAUAUCACCGAGCACUGCCAUUACUAUGGUUUUGGUGACGCCUUACAAUAAAACACCCCAGCACUUUAGCCAUAAUGAGUAACUUCCAUGUUUCUUUUUUUUUUUUUUACUAUUGACUCAGCAGCCUUAAAUCUGACUGACUAAUGCUGUUUCGAUUAAAAACUGUUUGCCUUUUUGAAAAAUGAAAUGCUCCAGUUAAGCCAUAAUGUCUUUUUUUUUUUUUUUUUUAACAUACAUCCCUUCAGUUUCUCCAGAAUAAACUAUUUAACACCGCAGCUUGUGAAAUCAUUAUGUGCACUGGACUGAUGCAUUUUUCAAGUGCAUCUGAUUAAUAGAUAAAGAGAAAGAUUUCUUUUAUUUGGUCACAUCACACACACGCACACACACACACACACCAAAAUGCGUUACCUGGACCCCACAGUGAAACUUCCUGAUUUGGUGAAAAUGAUGAUGAUGUGUAGUAGGACACAGUGUUGCACAAACUCCUACUUUCCCUGAUCAGAAGGGAACUUUAUGCUCCCCAUCAGGCUGUAAGCAGAAAAAAAAACCCAGAACAGUUAAACAAUAAAAGCAGGAGGUAGAUUGUUUUAAUUGUCCACAAUAAUUUAUGGUACUAUAAACACAUUGAAAAUGUUUUAACAUUUAGAAAAUGUUACUUGAAUUAAAAUAAACUCACUGAACUUUGAAGAGUAAUCACCCUUUGAUUUCCAAACACCUGUUUGCAUUUUAAAGCUGCUUUGUAAUGCAAUUGUGGAUUUUUUAAAUUUCUUUUUAAUGUUGUUAAAUUUCUGUUCUGUUUUAAUUAUGUAUAUACGAUUCAUUUUAUUGUUAUGUUUUAUAAAGAAAUGCAAAAUUGCUAAUAAAUCUGAAGCUCUUGCA